GGAGAGUGAGUUGAAGUCUCUAGCACUUGUUGUGUGUUGGGAUUUACAAAGGCUAAGUGACUAAGCGACUUUUCUCUUUGCAAAGUUGAUUCUUUAAUCAACAAUAAAUAUUGCAGUUUUAGGAAAGUAGGAAAAAGAGAUUGUUGUGGAAUAGUUCUCUUAGCAACACUAUAUUCAGCAUCAAGUCCUGUAACAGCUUGAAAAACUAUGUCUUGAUCUGUCAAAAUUUCACCAACACCAUGCAUAUUAUCUGCUGCUUUCUUAACAACUGCAAGUAGUUUAACAUGGACUGUCCAGACUUUUUAUUUUUUUUGGAUAAAAUGUGAAUCUUAUUAUCCAAUAUAACUAUCUGUACCAUAAAGCAGCUAAUAAGUUGGUAUAAAGCGGUGUAGGAGAUCCAUUUCUUCAAUGAUAUGCCGGAUGAGAUCCAUUUCUUCAAUGAUAUGCCGGAUGAUUUAGUCAUUUCUAUUCUCUCCGAGAUCAGCUCCUCCGCUGGUUGUCCUGCAGAUUUCAUGAACGUUUUGAUGACAUGCCAGACAUUAAAGAGAUUGGCGGUUGAUCCUUUUGUGUUAUCCAAAGCCUCCUCGAAAAUGUUCCGCACUAAAGUAGACAAAUGGUCGGAGUCUGCUUGCCGGUUUAUGACACUCUGCGCCGAUGCUGGAAAUGCUGAAGCUCGUAGCGCUUGCUUCUUCCUGGAAGUGUUUGCGUAAGUUCGGAUGAGGACCUGUUUGUAUAACUUCGGACGAAUACUCUUUACAUUUCUUGAUUUAUCAUUUAUGGAACCAUCGCAGCACGAUCGGAGUG
Molecule: messenger RNA, 804 nt
Organism: Rubroshorea leprosula
Lineage: Eukaryota; Viridiplantae; Streptophyta; Magnoliopsida; Malvales; Dipterocarpaceae
Source: the annotation of a GenBank genome assembly